AGACACACCAGUUUGCAGGGAACUAACUUCCGUCCUCCGUAUUUCCAUUCGCCCCCAGCAUUCCACCCCUCUGGUUCAGAUGUGAACCUUCUGGGACUUGUAGUUUCUUUAGUGCCUAGAACCUCACGCUCGAGCUGCGACUUAGGACUACACAUCCCGUCUGCCCGCGCAGUUACUGAGGGGUUGAAGGUCAAGAAGACCCCUUGCAGUUGAAGACUGAGGAAAUUCUAUCUGUUGCUGAAGUUCCAUCUGGCCUCCCGGAGUUCGUGGUUGGCUGGUAGGACCCGGCAGGGCAGGCAGGGUGCGGUAGCGUAGGUGGGUUCUAUUUAUGUGGCUCGGAGGUUCAUUUACAUCACCUGCUGACCUGCCUUCCGUGCUCCUUGGGUCUGCGUUGGCUGGGUUAGCCACAGCCAAGGAAACGCCUAGGGGUCCGUGACCUGGGCCCAGACUUGAGCCGGGGUCAUGUUUGUCCCUACCCUCGGCUCGUGGCAAAGCGGCCCCAGGCUCAUCCCCUCCGGAACGCGGGCCAGGCUCUGGGCCGCGGCACGCCGCGUCCGUCCAGCCAUACCUCAUGGCUUGGCGGAGAGGAGCUGCGUGAGCAUACCUGGAGUCCCUCGCAGAGUCCGGCGCAAGGAGUGGUCGCUGAUGGUCAGUCCUUUCGGACUGCUGCAAGCGCGGCUCCCUUGCGACAUCACCGUGAGGCCCCUGGACCCUUACCAGUACCCGAACGCUGACCGGGUGCUGGUCAGGGUAAAUGGCGUGGAGGGCGGCGACCUGGACCUUGACAGCAUCCUGGUGAGGUACGACGAGGCUCUGAAGCACAUGGCCAUCCUCUCGGAGACUAUCGACCACCACGCUUCAGUGGAGGUGAAGGUUCCAUUGAAGUUCGAUUUGAAUAUCAAGACAUCUGGAACAGGCUGUGUAAAAGUCAAGGAAUUUGAAUGUGAUGACUGUAGAAUAGAAACUGAACAAGGGAUCAGCAUUGUACAGUCAGUUAAGAGUAAAAAAUUACAUAUUCAAACAAAAGGCGGCAAAGUGAUCUGUCUGGGAACUAUUCUUGGAAAUGUAGAUAUUCGUGCAUCAGAAAAAAGUACUGUGAAUAUAAAUAAACUACAGGGGAGUUCUGUUAACAUAUCUACUGAAGAUGGUUUGCUGAAAGCUGAGUGUCUGUAUUCAGAGUCAUCAUCUCUGUCUUCCGCUGCUGGGGAUAUUACUUUGGGAAGUAUUCAUGGUGAUUUAACAGUACACAGCAAAAUGGGUAAUAUCACAAUAGAUUCAUUAAAUGGACACCUAAAUGCUUCCACACAUCAGGGUGCCAUAGAUGUUUAUGUCAGCAAAAUGGGGAAUGUGGACUUGAAAUCCCAGAAAGGCUCUGUUACAGUCAAAGUCCCAUCCUCUCUCCAAGCUCAUUUGCAACUGUCUGGAAGCAAAGUUGAUGUAAAUCCCAAAAUCACUUUACAGGAAAUGACAGAAGUUUCACAAAACAAUGGCAUAACAAUCAAUGGUCUCAUGAACCAAACGAGUGAAAAUGAAAAAUGGAUCAAGGCCAAAGCACCCAAUGGCACUGUGCAUCUCAAAAGCCAAAGCUGGUUUCAAUCCCUGAGACUAAAGGGCUCCUGAUUGUUUGAACUCUGUUAUAAAUAACAAUCACUGAACAUCAAAUCACUAAGAAAGUAUUGAUGCCACUAGACAUAGAGACAUUAGUAAUGGUAAUUUGGAAAUGAAUGCUGACUGGUGAAUGAUUUUCUAUGGUUCCAGGUUUGUGUUUGGCUGCUAUGUGACAUUUCCAGAUGAGUACAUCUCAGCAUCAAUUCAAGCUGUGAAUAAUAAUAUAUGUUACAGACUGCAAAAAGUAAGCACUGGCAAAAUGAAAGACAAACUGCAAGCAACAUUUAGCUUAUUAUAGCCUAGUAUACCAGUAUAGGAGAUUUUCAUUAUCAUUUUAAUACUGGGGCUAAAGUUGUUUUUUGUGAACUUUCUUGUUUCCAAAACCUUAAUUCUCCACUCUUGGAGCAUUCAGAUAAUAUAUAAAACUAGGCAGAACUGUCCACUAGAUUAUAUUUUUCACAAUUAAGAAAAAUCCAUCCUUUAUAAAGGAUCUUAAGGGAAAUAUUUUGGUUUUUAAUAAAGUUUGUAAAAUAUUGUAACUUAGAUUAAUUUUCUUUUUCCUUGUUAAAUUUAUUUUACAUGUUUCUUUAUCUUCUAGGUUUUUUUUUAUCUUCUAGUUUUGUAAAUUAAGAUAACAUCACACAGUUAACACUGAAUGUGCUCCAGUUAGAAGACACUUGGCAUUUUUUGAAAACCAUUAAGUUGGAGGAAACAGUGAGACACUUUUCCUUAACUUUACUCAUUCUCAUCCAGGCACUCACAUUCUGCCUCCCAUAACUAAAAAUAAAAUUUAUAGAGUUGGCCAGGAAAAGCCAGAAGGGUCACAGACACAACAGUAACUUGUCUUUGUAUCAGUUACAUAAGAUACAGAAAGAAAAUGUUACCUUAUUAUGUUCCCCCAAGCCCAUUUUACAUAGACUGCAGUUAUUAAAUGUUUUUUUUUAUUUUUAAAAAAAGUUGGCUCUCCCUAAAUAGUCUCUUAGUACUUCUCCUGAAAACUUUUAAUAUUAACUAAUUCUCUCUAAUGAAAAUUGGCUUUUUGCCCUGCACCCUACUUUUUAUAUAGCCAUUUCUGGAGCCCUCAAUAGAGAAUAAUAAGCAAAGUUAUAUCUUCUCUUCUUCAACCAACAUUUUAAAUAAGUUCUCUUAAGACAUCCUGCUCUAUUUUUCUUUAAGUAAACUGAGUGACUUUCUCCUUACUCUCACCUUUAUUGUUCAUGGUUAAUAGUUUCCUGUGAAAAGCGAUGCUUAUUUGUACUGAAAAAUAUGGAAUCCAGAUUGCUAAGGCUAUUCUUUAGGCAAUGCUCAUGUCUUCCUGCCCAGUAAAAAAAAAAAACAACAACAAAAAACCUUCCUAACACCCCAUGAAUUUAAAUUUUCUAACCUUUUCACUUGUUUCUGAUGAGAAAUUCUACUUUACUUUGAUUCCUCUGAUCAAUACCCAGAAAAAGGAUAUAUGCCUUAAAAAAGGAUAUAUCAUAGACACUCUUCUCUAUUCCAAAACGAAUGGAUUUAUUCACAUGUAGUAUUACUACUAAACUUCAAUGGUUAUGCAAUCUCAUCACUAGGGGCCCUUCCUCAUUAUGGGGGUGGGCAGAGAAUGUUUUUUUCUAUAUUUGGAUAAAUAUUAGAAUAUUACUUGUUCUGAAAUGUGAUAAAUGCAGGUAAAACACACUUUUAAAUCAUUGUAUAAAAUAAAUACAGAUCAUCUGUAAAAAUAUUAAUAUGGGAAAAUCUCAAAUGCAUUCAUUAUCUUUUUGCGUGACACAGAGAUAGACAUAGUUUAUUUUCUAGAAAAAACAUAUAUAAAACAAAACUAAGAACCAAGUUGAGAUUGGAGAUUCUGAAUUCACUAUUUGCUUCUGUGCCUUUUUUAUCUGAUUCAUUGAUAAUGAAUUCAUCAAAGUUGGUGGAUCUUUGGGAAAAGUGUGUAUUGGCUGCAAGCUACAUUGUGGAGGGAAUCUCUCUACUCAAUACUUUUUCUGUCAUGGAUUUCUUUGACAGUCUAAAGAUGACUCUUUUCCAGAUAGCAUUUUUAAAAUGUAUAAAAUAAAAUAUAUAACAUUAACAAAUAAA
Monodelphis domestica (gray short-tailed opossum) is the source of this 3684-nucleotide messenger RNA. It is a transcript of the gene FAM185A, whose product is annotated as family with sequence similarity 185 member A. The record is from RefSeq and is a predicted model, not a curated record. Lineage: Eukaryota; Metazoa; Chordata; Mammalia; Didelphimorphia; Didelphidae.